AUGGCGCCUUCAUUUCCGACAGGAAAGCCGCCAUUGUACGCCAAAUUAGGCAACGAGUCCGAUGAUCAUGACGACGACUAUGUAACCGACCAAUAUCGUGCACAGCAAGUUGAGCGCCAGAAGCAGGACGAGAACCUGGACGAGCUGCACUCGGCCGUGAAGCGGUUAGGAGAUAUUAGUCUUAAUAUCAGUUCGGAGCUGGACACGCAGAACAAAAUGCUUGAUGAUCUGAGCGACGAUACGGAUAAGGCCAAGCAGGCGCUAGAGGUCGUGACAAAACAGACACAAGCGCUCAUUAAACAGUCCGGGGGUAUGAAAAACUUUCUCGUUAUUAUUGUGCUGGUGCUUAUUCUGCUCCUGCUGACGUACUUGGUGAUCAUGACAUGA
This is a messenger RNA of Peronospora farinosa, 387 nucleotides long. The record is from the annotation of a GenBank genome assembly. Lineage: Eukaryota; Oomycota; Peronosporomycetes; Peronosporales; Peronosporaceae.